AACUCUUCUUGAGUGGACUAGUGCAUUGGAGGAACUCAAAAGCAUCCCCUAUGGGGAGAUUUUUGAAAGACUUAAAAUAUGUUUUGAUUCAUUGGAUGACCAUCAGAAGGCCAUUUUUCUCGACAUUGCAUUCUUCUUUAUAGGGAUGGAUGAAGACAAUGCAAUUCAAAUACUAGACAGUUGUGGCUUCCAUACGAAAAUCCAUCUACAUAGUCUUAUCCAAAAGUGCCUCUUAACAAUAAGGGAAAAGAAGCUGAGAAUGCAUGAUCUGCUUCAAGAGAUGGCAAGAGAAAUUGUUCGUAGAGAAAAUCCUGGUGAACCUGGUGAGCGCAGUAGACUGUCCUUUUAUAAAGAUGUUCGUAAGGUUCUGAAAUACCAUGAGGGUACAGACAAAGUCAUAGGCCUUAAGGGGUUCUUCCCGCCAUUAAGGGAGAAGUCAUUUAGUACUGGAGCACUUGCAGGUAUGAAGAAAGUAAGAAUACUCCAACUUAGAAAUGCUGACAUUGUUGGCCGCUGGGAACAAUUUUCUAAAGAAUUAAGAUGGUUGUGUUGGGAAAGAUGUCCUUGGUUAUCUAUACCACCUAGUUUAAAUCUCAAAAAAUUGGUUGUACUGAGGUUGUGCCACAGCAAACUCCAAUAUAUUUGGGAGCAAUCAAAGGUUCUUAAAAAUCUAAAAGUCCUUGAUCUUAGUCAUUCACAUGACUUAGUCAGAACCUCUGACAUCUCAGGUCUUUUAAACAUUGAGAAAUUAAUCUUCAGAGGCUGCAUUAAUCUGAUCGAGUUUUUCAUCCGCCUGAAGCACGCCUCUAAUGUCUGCCAGAUUGGAUUGAAUCAGCAAUGCCCGCCUGAAGCAUGCCGUCAACGCCCGCAUGAAGCAUGCUUCGAUGUGGCGUUCGCUCAGUUGAAAAGCUCACAUGAAAUUUCAACUUCAACGGAUUGCUAUUGCUGGCCGAGAAAAAAAAAAAAGGCAAUCUUUUUCCAUACUUCAACUUCAUUAAUGGCUGCUUCUUUUCCAUCAGACCCUUGUUGGAAUUAUGAUGUAUUCUUGAGCUUCAGAGGUGAAGACGUCCGCAAUAAUUUCCUCGCUCAUCUCUAUUCUGCUUUAAACCAGGUGGGAUUCAGGACUUACAAAGAUGACAGUGAGCUUGCAAGAGGGAGCGACAUUGCCCCUAGCCUGCUAGAAGCCAUCGAGCAUUCCAGAAUUGCAAUUGUCGUGUUCUCCAAAAACUAUGCUGAUUCUAGAUCGUGCCUGGACGAGCUUGUUAAGAUCCUCGACUGCAGGGACAAGUUGGGGCAGAUUGUUCUACCCAUUUUCUUCCAUGUGGAUCCUUCGGACGUCCGCAAACAGAGGGGGAGCUUUGGCAAAGCAUUUACUCGUGCUCAUCACCAGAAGGCUACGGUAGACAAAGUAGAAAAGUGGAAGACUGCUCUUACCAAUGCUGCCAAUCUGGCUGGAUUUGAUCUACAAAGUGUAAACAGGGAUGAGUCCAAGUUGAUCAAGAAAAUUAUUGAAGAUAUUUGGGAAAAAUUGCAUCCCACUUACCUCAGUGAUGUGAACCACCUUUUUGGAAUUGUGUCUCCGGUGGAGAGAAUAAUAUCACUCUUGAGACUUGGCUCCAAAGAUGUUCGUUUCAUAGGAAUCUAUGGAAUGCCUGGAAUAGGAAAGACAACAGUUGCCAAGGUAAUUAGGAAUAGAAUCUUUCCAGAAUUUGAUGGUAACAGCUUGCUUGAAGACGUCCAGCUAGGAUCUAAACAUGGUGGACUGGUUGAGUUACAAAAGAGACUUCUAUAUGACAUCUUGAGAGUCCAAGGCUUGCACCUGAAUAAUAUUGAUGAUGGAAUUGAUAAGAUUAGAGGUCGAUUGAAGUACAAAAAGGUUCUGAUCAUCCUAGAUAAUGUCGACCAUUUGGACCAACUUGCAGCUCUUUCUAAAGAGAGAAGUUGGUUUGGCAUUGGCAGUAGAAUCAUAGUAACAUGUAGAGAUGAACAUUUGCUAAAUGCUCAUGGAGUGGAUGUCAAGUAUGAGGUCCCAAGUUUAUGCUUUCCUUAUGCUGAGCAACUCUUUUCUUGGCAUGCCUUUCGACAACUUUGUCCACCAGAUGAUUAUGCUGACUUUUCUCCUGAGAUCAUGAGAUAUGCUGGAGGACAUCCAUUGGCUCUUAAAGUUCUGGGUUCUUUCUUAUCAGACAAAAAUCUACUUGAGUGGACUAGUGCAUUGGAGGAACUUAAAAGUACUCCCCAUGGAGAGAUUUUUGAAAGACUUAAAAUAUGUUUUGAUUCACUGAAUGAUCAUCAACAGUCCAUUUUUCUCGACAUUGCAUUCUUCUUUGUAGGGAUGGAUGAAGAUGAUACAAUUCAAAUACUAGAUGGUUGUGGCUUCCAUACAAAAAUCCAUCUACGUAGUCUUAUCCAAAAGUGCCUCUUAACAACAAGAGAAAAGAAGCUGAGAAUGCAUGAUCUGCUUCAAGAGAUGGCAAGAGAAAUUGUUCGUAGAGAAAAUCUUAGUGAACCUGGUGAACGCAGCAGGCUGUCUUUUUAUAAGGAUGUUCAUAAGGUGCUGAAAGAUAAAGAGGGUACAAACAAAGUCAUAGGCCUUAAGGGGUUCUUCCCAGAAACAAGGAAGAAACCAUUUGAUACUGAAGCACUUGCACGGAUGAGCAAACUGAGAAUACUCCAACUUAGAAAUGCUAACUUUGUUGGAAAGUUUGAACAUUUUUCUAAAGAGUUAAGAUGGUUGUGUUGGGAAAGAUAUCCUCAGGUAUCUAUACAAUCAAGUUUAAAUCUCAAAAAAUUGGUUGAUCUGAGGUUAAGGAACAGCAAACUCAAAUAUAUUUGGGAUGUAUCUAAGGUUCUUAAAAAUCUGAAAGUCCUUGAUCUCAGUCACUCGCUUGACUUAAUUGGAACCUCAGACAUCUCAGGUCUUUUAAACAUUGAGAAAUUGAUCUUCAAAGGCUGCAUUAAUUUGAUCGAGGUUCAUCAGUCCAUUGGCAAUCUUAGCAAACUCAUUUACCUGGACUUGGAAAACUGCCAGAACCUUGUUCAUCUUCCUACAGAGAUUUGUAAGUUAAGGUUCCUUGAGAAUCUUAACUUGUAUCUCUGCUCAAAACUAGAGGAGUUGCCAGAGGAUUUUGGGAACAUGGAAAGUUUGAAAGAGCUCAAUAUAGGCUGCACUGCCAUCAAGCAUUUACCCAUGUCCAUUGGCCAUCUUAAGAAUCUUACAAAUUUCUUUUGGAACAAUGAGAGAUCUUUGCUUGAAAGUCCAGGUACCUACAAUUUGUCUCCACUAUGGAGUCUGACUUCUGUAAAAGAAUUGAAUCUGUCGUUCUGCAAACUAUCAGAUAACUCAUUUCCCAGAGAUCUCAGUGGCUUAGAAAAUUUGGAGACGUUGCUUCUAAGAGGAAACACUUUUCAUCACUUGCCAAUUUUUCUAUCAAAUUUGCCAAAGUUAAAAAAGCUUGAUGUUUCUAAAUGUGAUCUAUCAGGCAGAUCAGGUCCCUUGGUUGUUGCAAGCCCCUUUUUGCAGGAAUUGAAUUUAAACCAAAACAACUUCUGCAGCCUACCAGUUGAUCUUACUUCCCUUCCUCUUAAAACCAAGGUUUUCCUAGUGCUGUGCAAGAAGCUCAAAGUAAUAGAAUCUGAAUCACACACGAUAUUGAUCACAUACCAUUGCAAAUCUUUGGAGAAAGUAACAUUCAAAGGAGGGCUCAGUAACAGAAGUCUUAGAUCAAUUUUUCCUAGGUUUGAUGAAUUAACUUCGAUUCCGUACUGGUCCUAUCUGAAACCUUUAACUGGCAAGCAACUUGCUAAGUUAGAGCACUUGUUGGGAUUGAAGGCUUCACUAAAGAAGUGGUCGCAUUUUUUCAAAGACUUCAUACUUACUCGGAGUAAGGAUCGUCCCAUUCAGGGUUUUUCUGAUUAUAUGGAGCCGAUUUAUAACAUUUUUCUUCCCAAAGGAACGAUGCCCUAUGGGUUUAAUUACAAGCAUAAUGUUGCAUGGACAACUGUAGAUGUGCCUCAAGUUUCAAGUGGAAGUUUCCAAGGGCUUGCAGUAUGUGUUUUUUAUCAUAUUAGUAAUCCUCUUCGUUUAGCUUUUGCUGUAACAAUAGAGGAUAAGGAUUUUUCUCAUCACUACCAUGCCAACCUUUACGGGCCCUUUGGGGGCUUUGAUGAAGAUGAAUUCAUGUGGAUCAGCUGCUGGAGAACACCAGGUUUGGUGAAUGAGUGCAAGAGAUUCAGUAUUAAAGUAGAAAUUAACGUUACUGACGGAUCUGUCAGAUCCCAUUUCUGGAUUGUGGAUGGGAUCGGUAUCCGCCUCUUAUCUGAAAAGGAGCUAGACCUAGUCACAGAUAUCUGGAGAAAAUCCACCUGGAUUGGUGAUAUGGAGCCAAGUGCUGACCCUGUGUUUUUGAACAGCAUCAGAUGGAGGAACUCAAGCGAGGGAUGGGGAUGGGAGGAGUCAACAAUACGACGUCGUUUCACUUUGACUGAGUGAAAAGGCUAGAAGGCCAAGUCAUCGCCACCCUCUCUCCUAAUUUCCUUAAAUUCUUCCUGGCUUAAUCCCAACCUACUUCUGUUUGAAUAGAUGACAGCAUCAAAUAAAGAGAUUUCAAAUCA
This is a messenger RNA of Rubroshorea leprosula, 4614 nucleotides long. NCBI's taxonomy places the organism in Eukaryota, Viridiplantae, Streptophyta, Magnoliopsida, Malvales, Dipterocarpaceae. The record is from the annotation of a GenBank genome assembly.